CGCCGAGCGGAGGGCGGCCGGCACAGUCGGCUCGGGAUCGCGGAUCCGGGCGCAGCCGGGAGCCGGGCGCCAGCGAGCAACGGGCCGAGGAGCAGCCCUGGGCCCCCGCCUCCGGGCCGGCCCGAGCGCGCCCGGCCCGCCGCCCGCUCUCCACCGCCGCGCCUUCCCCCAGCCCCCCGCCUCCCUCCCUGGCCACUUUAACACUUGCCCGCCGCCGUUGCCGCCGAGUCCGCGGACAUGUCCUUCCCGCAGCUGGGCUACCCGCAGUACCUGAGCGCCGCGGGGCCCGGCGCCUACGGCGGAGAGCGCCCGGGGGUGUUGGCUGCCGCAGCUGCGGCUGCCGCCGCUGCCUCCUCGGGCCGGCCAGGGGCCGCGGAGCUGGGCGCGGGCGCGGGCGCGGCAGCGGUCACCUCGGUGUUGGGCAUGUACGCGGCGGCCGGACCUUACGCGGGCGCGCCCAACUACAGCGCCUUCCUGCCCUACGCCGCGGAUCUCAGCCUCUUCUCCCAGAUGGGCUCGCAGUAUGAACUCAAGGACAACCCCGGGGUGCACCCCGCCACCUUCGCUGCUCACACAGCCCCGGCCUACUAUCCCUACGGCCAGUUCCAGUACGGGGAUCCCGGGCGGCCCAAGAACGCCACGCGCGAGAGCACCAGCACGCUCAAGGCCUGGCUGAACGAGCACCGCAAGAACCCCUACCCCACCAAGGGGGAGAAGAUCAUGCUGGCCAUCAUCACCAAGAUGACCCUCACGCAGGUCUCCACCUGGUUCGCCAACGCGCGCCGGCGCCUCAAGAAGGAGAACAAGGUGACGUGGGGCGCACGCAGCAAGGACCAGGAGGACGGCGCCCUCUUCGGAAGUGACACGGAGGGUGAUCCGGAAAAGGCCGAGGACGACGAGGAGAUCGAUCUGGAAAGCAUCGACAUCGACAAGAUCGACGAGCACGACGGCGACCAGAGCAACGAGGACGACGAGGACAAGGCUGAGGCGCCGCGAGCGCCCGCAGUGCCCACAGCCCUCGCCCGGGAUCAAGGAUCGCCACUGGCGGCCGCUGACGCUCUCAAAACCCAAGACUCUCCUCUAGGCUUGGUUAAAGAGGCCCAAGAACCCGGCGGCACGCGCCUGCUGAGUCCGGGCGCGGCAGCGGGUGGCCUGCAGGGAGCGCCGCACAGCAAGCCCAAGAUCUGGUCACUGGCCGAGACGGCCACCAGCCCGGACGGCGCGCCCAAGGCCUCGCCGCCGCCUGCCAGCCAUCCUGGCGCGCAUGGGCCCCCUGCGGGCGCGCCGCUGCAACACCCCGCUUUCCUGCCCAGCCACGGACUGUACACCUGCCACAUCGGCAAGUUCUCCAACUGGACCAACGGCGCUUUCCUGGCACAGGGCUCACUGCUCAACAUGCGCUCCUUUCUGGGCGUUGGCACGCCCCACGCCGCGCCCCACGGCCCACACCUGCCCGCGCCGCCGCCUCCACCGCAGCCACCCGUGGCCGUUGCCCCCGGGAUGGUCCACGGCGACAAGGCCUCGGCCCGCAGCAGCCCCACGCUCCCAGAGAGAGACAUUGUCCCCAGGCCAGACUCGCCGCCACAGCAGUUAAAGUCGCCCUUCCAGCCAGUGCGCGACAACUCGCUGGCCCCGCAGGAGGGAACGCCGCGGAUCCUAGCAGCCCUCCCGUCUGCUUGAUUCAGGGUCUUAUUUUACUUUUGCGGGGGGAGGGGGGAGGAGUUCGGGAGGGGAGGGGAUGAAGCAGGAAUUAAGACAAAUAUUUCAGACUGGUACAAAGGACAAACAUGGCAACAACGUCAACGACUCCCAUCCAUCGCUUUCUGCAGAAAGGGGUUCGUCCCGACCGAGCUGGCGUCCCGGCAGCUGGCCUCCCCGGAGGCCGGCCCGGCCACCGUGGCUGUCACGGUGCUCUGGGCGAUUAUCGGCUCGGUAAAUGCCCUCACGUGCUUGUGUCUCUCUUUAUUUUCCUUUCUGUAUAUAGAGUGAUUUCAGAUUGUAAAUAGCGCGUCAGCGAACUUGUCUAAAUCAUAUAUUUUUGUCUAAUAAACUAAAUGAAAUGGUGCCACCGCUCCCGCUGCUGUGUGUGGCCGCCGCAGUCCCGGGCCCUGGAAUUCUGGCCGCCGGGGCCUGCGGCUCGGGGCGGAGAGGCCCGUCGCCGUUCCCGCCGGGAGGUGGCUGUUUCGCAGCCGUCUGGUGGUCGAAUUUGCGAUGUUGACACCAGGACAGUUUCUUGUUGGC
This is a messenger RNA of Artibeus jamaicensis (Jamaican fruit-eating bat), 2241 nucleotides long. RefSeq names its product iroquois homeobox 1 (gene IRX1). The transcript is spliced from 4 exons. Lineage: Eukaryota; Metazoa; Chordata; Mammalia; Chiroptera; Phyllostomidae. Gene Ontology annotation, biological process: regulation of transcription by RNA polymerase II; cell development; neuron differentiation. The coding region runs from base 238 to 1680 and encodes 480 amino acids. Gene Ontology annotation, cellular component: nucleus. The record is from RefSeq and is a predicted model, not a curated record. Gene Ontology annotation, molecular function: DNA-binding transcription factor activity, RNA polymerase II-specific; RNA polymerase II cis-regulatory region sequence-specific DNA binding.